CAACGGGACUGGGCUCGUCACAGGUCACGUGUGUGUGUUUGUAGCACUUACCUUACGUCCAUAGCGGCGUAUCAUCAGUUUGACCAUACAUUCUCAAAAUGGAUACAGAACAUGCAGAACAAACUUCGCAAUAAAAAGCAAGUUCCAGCACUUCGGUACCUUGCCCCGCUACAGCGAGGAUGUUCCCUAGCCUGGCCCACCGACCAUGGCAUGCCUUCUGCAGGGCGUCCAUGCAGCACAGGGUGCCCCUGUCGCAACGCUCCCCGAGGCUCCCUCAGCUGUGCUACGGUUGGCAGAGUGCUGGCAUACACAACAUGUGGUUCGGCCUUCCAGACUGCCGUGUUGCUUCUCUAGGGCUGGGAAAGGUGCAGUACUACUCUACCUCUGGCAACAGUAAAGAUGAUCCCCCAAAACCUGCGCCAGGUGAUGCUCCGUCAGCACAGCAGGUCCUGUCUGCUGCUUCCAUCCCAGUUUCAACAGAGUCAACACCUCAGGGGCUGACGAAGGCUGAGACAAUUCAGGUGAAAGUUCGGGCAGUCCUGAAGAAAAGGGAAUAUGGAGCCAAGUACACAAUGAACAACUUCAUCACAGCCGUCAGAGCCAUGAAUGAGUUCUGCCUCAAACCAAGUGAUCUGGAACAGCUCCGGAAGAUCAGAAGACGCAGCCCCCAUGACGACACCGAGGCUUUCACUGUGUUUCUGCGCUCAGACGUGGAGGCCAAAGCUCUGGAGGUGUGGGGGAGCCAUGAAGCUCUAGCCCGAGAGAAAAAUCUCAGGAAAGAAGUGGAGAGAGAGUACCAAGAGACAGAUAUUUUUCGGAAUCAGCAGCUGUUGAAGGAAUACAAAGACUUUUGGGGAAACACUAAGCCUCGAUCAGGACCGAGGGCGCAUUUCCUACAAGGACCAGGAAAGGUAGUCAUGGUGGCUAUUUGCAUCAAUGGGUUGAACUUCAUCUUCAAACUCCUGGCUUGGGUUUACACCGGAUCAGCCAGCAUGUUCUCAGAAGCCAUCCACUCUCUGGCCGACACCUGCAACCAGGCUCUGCUCGCCCUGGGGAUCAGCCAGUCUGUCCGCAACCCAGAUGCAGGGCACCCGUACGGCUUCUCCAACAUGCGCUACAUUGCCUCCCUGAUCAGCGGGGUGGGCAUCUUCAUGAUGGGAGCGGGCCUCUCCUGGUACCAUGGCAUCAUGGGCCUGCUGCACCCACAGCCCAUACAGUCUUUGUUAUGGGCCUACUGUAUUUUGGCCGGCUCUCUGGUGUCUGAAGGAGCCACGUUACUAGUGGCCAUCAAUGAGAUAAAGAGGAGCGCCGGGAUACAUGGAGUAUCUUUUUAUGAAUAUGUAAUGCAGAGUCGAGACCCCAGCACUAAUGUGGUGCUGCUGGAGGAUGCUGCUGCUGUGUUAGGAGUCAUCAUGGCCGCCAGCUGCAUGGGGCUCACCUCACUCACAGGUAACCCUUACUACGACAGUCUGGGCUCUCUGGGUGUGGGCACCUUGCUGGGCACCGUCUCAGCCUUCCUCAUCUACACAAACACAGAGGCUCUGCUGGGUCGCUCCAUCCAGCCCGACCGUGUGCAGAAGCUUACCGAGUUCCUGGAGAACGACCCUGCAGUCAGGGCCAUCCACGAUGUGAAGGCCACUGAUCUGGGGCUGAGCAAAGUCCGCUUCAAGGCUGAAGUUGACUUUGAUGGCCGAGUGGUGACACGGUCUUAUCUGGAAAAACAAGACAUUGACAUGAUCCUUAAUGAAAUUCAGCUGGUGAAGACCCCCGAGGAGCUGGAGAGCUUCAUGCUGAAACACGGGGAGAACAUCAUUGACACCCUGGGAGCCGAGGUGGACCGCUUGGAGAAAGAACUCAAGCAACGUAACCCGGAGGUCCGUCAUGUAGAUUUGGAGAUCCUAUAAUAGCUGGCGGGUGUUUGCUGAGGAACAUCGUGCUGUAACAAGAAGAGGAUAACUUGAAAGGAGGGUCCUGUCUGCCUUCACUAUUUGCCUCCAAUCCUGACCACCAAGAACAAACCUCCGUCUCUGUACAACUCAAGUCUUACUGUAGAACAGACCACAACCUUACCUGAGGACAGUGAUUGGGACAUUAUUUUGCUUUCUUUGUGAUGCUUGAACUUCCAUUAGCUGAGAAUUCAUCCUGCCAGAGAGGCACCUUCACAUCUGAGUGUGAGUGUUUCUGGCUGAGGACUAAGAACUGUCAUUGGUCUCCUUGACUUUAAAGAUACAUUUAAAACUGUGUUGCAGUUCACAUAAUCUUCUGGUUGUUUGAUUGAACUCACAUUCCUGUGUGAAUGUGUUUGGAUUGUGGUUGAAAACAGAAAAGUAUAUCAAGGAACAGGACCAGUAUCAUUUACUAGACUUGAACUUCACUAUGUUGUGACGCUUGAACUACAGUGCUAGUGUUUCCUUAAUUAGUACAAAAGGAAAUCUGAGAUACAUAUUCAAACAAGAUUUAUUUAACCUCUAGACAAUAUUAGAUGUCAAUUUUCUUUUAAUGUAAAAACUGCAGAACUGAAAACAGCACAGUGCCGCUGCAGGUUCUACAAUGAAGAGAGUUUGUGAUGACUAGAUUGUAUCUGCUAUUACACCGAGGAACAUACAAAUUAAAAGGGGUGAGAAAGACUUCCUUUUAUUAUACGCUAGAGUGAAUUGAAGUUAAAUACAGUAGCACUUAUUAAGCAUUAGCUUUUGCAAACAAAUAGAAAACAGGGUGUAUCACUUCAAAUCAAUGUAUUCCUGCAAUAUUAUGAAGACAAUUUGAGAGUCUGACUAACAAAUGUAUCAAUUAUCCAUUUAUUGGACAUGAUGAUCUUUAUAUAAUGUCAAAUUGAACGUGUGAACAUAGUUCCAAGCCAGGAAAUGACAUUAAAGGCAGUGGCACCUCUCUCUUACACUUCAUUACUCUCUGCCAGCUCUUAACGUUGAUGUUCUCAUGAGGUCUGGCUGAUCAGCAGGUGGCCAUUAGUACUGCUCCAAAGAUGAAGUGAUGGAGGGAUGCACAAGUGUAAAUAAGAUAUCCAUAUUGAAAAAUGAUUGGGCCAGCCCCGUCUCAAACAGGUUUUUAAUAAUUCAUAACGACACCCCGGUACAGUUUGUAUCAAAUGAUCAAGUGAACUAUCUCUUACUUGGUGUUACUGCUGAAUAAUGUGUUUGCUACAUACAGUGACUUUGCUUUUUGCUUUUCAUUCUGCAUUUACUUCCGCCGGUCACAGCCCGGGAACACCUGCUGUUUAAACAUGCUCCUCUUCUUCAGGAGGUCGGGCCUGGAGAGCUCUGCUGGGAGGGUGGAUAUAUAUUUUUGAAGGUGUUAAUAGUGUAAUAUUUCCCGUCGGUUGUAAACAUGUUGCUGAAGGAGUUGGAAUAAAUUUGUAAUAAUUUAUUAAAUUAUUUUGCUUUC
This is a messenger RNA of Eleginops maclovinus (Patagonian blennie), 3402 nucleotides long. RefSeq names its product solute carrier family 30 member 9 (gene slc30a9). The transcript has 18 exons. Gene Ontology annotation, cellular component: membrane; endoplasmic reticulum. Gene Ontology annotation, biological process: zinc ion transport; transmembrane transport; intracellular zinc ion homeostasis. Bases 180 to 1904 code for a protein of 574 amino acids. NCBI's taxonomy places the organism in Eukaryota, Metazoa, Chordata, Actinopteri, Perciformes, Eleginopidae. Gene Ontology annotation, molecular function: monoatomic cation transmembrane transporter activity. The record is from RefSeq and is a predicted model, not a curated record.